Molecule: messenger RNA, 2396 nt
Organism: Pocillopora verrucosa
Lineage: Eukaryota; Metazoa; Cnidaria; Anthozoa; Scleractinia; Pocilloporidae
Source: RefSeq, a predicted model, not a curated record
AUGAAGAUCAAUUCCAGGGCUUAGUGGAGUUGUUCGAGUUACAUCUCUCGGAGAACAGAAUCGAGGCUUUACCUGACAAGAUAUUUGAGGGAGUUAAGAACCUCAAGGGCCUAAAUAUCUUAGGCAAUAAAAUACAAAAUGUCACCAGCACGACUUUCAGUAAUGCCCGGGAACUGCGAUUUUUGUUCAUGCACUACAACCUGAUGGCUGAGCUCCCCAAAGGCUUUUUUGGGCUUUUGCCGCACAUUAUCAGAGUAACUCUGGACACCAACCUGAUGUGCUGCCACCUUGAUCUUUUCAGGCAGGAUGCCGAUUGCGAAUUUGCCUUCAAUGAUAACUUCGCAAGCUGUCACUCCAUGUUCCGCAACCUUGCUCCAAGGAGAAGUCUUUGGGUUGUCGGCCUUCUUUCGUUGUUUGGGUCUGUGUUUGUAGUUGGGUGGCAGUAUUUCUUACCUGAUAACAAUAUGGUCCAGUCUAUUAUGUUGGUAAAUCUGGGUAUUUCAGACGGCAUCAUGGGUAUUUACCUCAUCAUUAUAGGUAUAAAAGACCUGCAAUGGUCAGGGGAAUACUACCUGCACGACUAUGAGUGGCGCACCGGCUGGUUUUGCCAUUUCAAUGGCGCCAUGUCUGUACUUUCAAGCGAGGUGUCUGUUAUGAUGAUUUCUCUGAUUGCAUGGGACAGGCUCAAGAACAUUGUGUUUCCUUACACGUUUGCAAAAAUUACACCAAGGCAGACCCGUAUUAUGUGUGUAGUUAUCUGGCUUGUGGGAGGCAUCAUGGCAUUCCUUCCGUUGUCUGGAAUGCGAUAUUUUGGUGACUGGUAUUAUGGCAAGAACGUGGUGUGCCUGCCCCUGCAACUUUCCCCGCAAUUACAAGAAGGCUGGGAAUUCUCCACUUCCAUCUUCAUCGUUUUAAAUUUUUCUCUUUUCCUAUUUAUUACGGUUGCUUAUGUUGCCAUCUUGUUGAAAUCAUGGUCGUCAAGCAGACGGCUGGGUGCGCAUGGAACUGUUCGUGAAAUACGAGCAAGAGCACAAAGCGCACAGGCCAAAAGAGAAAGAGCACUUGCCAAAAGAGUCUUCUUCAUUAUUCUGACCGAUUUCUUGUGUUGGAUACCAAUCAUUGCUAUCGGCAUUAAGUCGCACGUCGAGAAAACGUUUGAUCCACCUGGUGAUCUGGCAGUGUGGAUUGCAGUGUUCGCCUUGCCGAUCAAUUCAGCUAUCAACCCACUGCUGUAUACCCUUUCUACUCCACAGGUUCAAGCUGUUUUGAAAGCAAAAUUGAGGAAGGUGUGGUCCAAUGUUCGAUCGAUUUUCAGCAGUGGACAAAAUCAAGAAGGCACGGUGCUAUAUUCCAUUUAUACAUAUCAUAAUCAGACCUUGAAAGGGGGUAUAGAAGGAGUAAAUAAUCAGCAGGGACAGAUCGGAAAUGGACAUGAACACGCUAACAACGAAGAGGGAGAACAGAUUGAAAUGCAAGUAAUAGAACACAACGAAGUCCCAGAAGUGGAAGCCCCUGAAUUGCCUGCUCCGCAACCGGCAAUGGAACAAGCCUGUGGUGGGGAUGAGACUCCAUCUUCCUCAGAUUAUGAGGAUGAUUUUGAUAUCAGACCAGCCACUAAAAAGACUGUGGAAGUUGCUGUUCAUCAUGGUGAAAGCCAGCAUCGACGAAAAAGUCAAAAAGAAGUACAAGUUUCUGCAGGCCAAGGAGGAGAGACAAAGCCUGAGACUAAAGAGCUAGCUGAGGAAGCUGACAAAUCUGUGGAGCAGGUGGAGAGUGAAGAGAUUCCAAGGGCAAGUGACAAAGAAGGAGAAAAAAAGCUUGACACAGAAGAGCUAACUAAGGAAGCUGGCAAAUCUGAGGAGAAAGUGGAGAGUGAAGAAAUUCCAAUACCUAGUGAUGAAGCUCAAAAGGCAGAAGAAGAAGAAGAAGAAGAAGAAGAAGAAGAAGAAGAAAAGCGGCUUGAGCCUGACAUGGAGGACACAGAGAAAGGGGAAGAAGAGGUUUUUGAUACCAGACUUUAGUUCUUGCUUUUCGAACCAAGAGACCGUAAGGACUGAAGAAGAGAAUUCAAGAAUUCAAGAAGAAAUGGAAUUCUAGUAAUCAUUAUGUAGUGUCUGUGGAAGUAUCUUAGUCAAAACAAUCCUUUUUGUUUAUUUUCCCUUCGAUAAAAUAAUAACAUAAGUUAGUUAGCUGAACUAUGGAUUGCAUAACAUGCUAUUGAACAUAUUGGGCGCUAUCUCUGAAUGGGCGUGUGAUGGCAGUUCUGUCUUCAUUUCGGUUUGAUCUUGUCUGUUUUCUUUUUAAUGUUUAUUUUUUGUUUGUUUAUUUUAUUUAAUUUUUGUGUGUGUAUGUGUGUUGACUUUGACAAGUUUAACUACCUGUUAGUGUUUUUCUUU